AGCAUGUUUCUACUGUCUACAAAUCCCUGCCCUGUGAAUCACCAAAAUCUUCCUAAACUCCAUUCCUUGUAGUUAUUCACCGAUGUUCCGUUCUCUUCUCAACUCCAAUUCAAAUCUUCUUCGCAUCUUCUCCUUCAGACCGCUCUCCUCCGCCACCGCCACCUCCACCGUAGAUUACCUCACAAAUACCCUAGGCUUCGCCCGCGAGUCAGCCAUCGCUGUCGCCGAGAAACUCAACAUCAAAACCACCACCAGGCCCGAUUCAGUGGUCCAACUUUUCAAAAGCUAUGGUUUCACCCCAACUCACAUCGCCACCAUCGUUUCCAAGCUUCCUUCUCUCCUCUUAGCCAACCCGGUUAAAACCCUCGCACCCAAGCUUCAAUUCCUCUCCAAUAAUGGCGUCUCCGGCUCUUCCCUCGUCAACAUUGUCUCCACCAACCCUGUGAUACUCAGACGGAGCUUGCAGAACCAAAUCAUCCCCUGCAUUUCCUUCCUCAAAAAGGUCUUACCCACCGAUCACAAAAUCGCUUCUCUCCUCACUGCCAAGCGCGGCACUUGGGUCGUCUACAAGUUUUCUGAACAAAUGGUGCCAAACAUCGAGACUCUGCGAAGCCAUGGUGUGCCGGAGUCGAAUAUUUUGCGGAUGCUGAUCUUGCGACCGCGGACGCUGUCGUUCAAUGCUGAUGAGUUUAAGGCAAUCCUUAAGAGGGUUAAGGAAAUGGGGUUUGAUGAAAAGGGUAUGAUGUUCAUUCAUGGGAUGUGCGCAUUAUGUGGAAUGAAGAAGGCGAAAUGGGAGUCAAAAGUGAGUGUCUUCAGGAGUUUUGGUUGGGGGGAGGAGGAGUUUAUAGCGUUAUUUGUGAAGCAGCCCCAGUUUAUGAGCAACUCAGAAACAAGGAUUAGGAAAUGCUUGGAUUUUCUCAUUAAUGAGUUGAAUUGGAUGCCGGAGGAUAUUUUCAAGUACCCAAUGGUGCUGUUACUUAGCUUGGAGAAGAGAGUGGUUCCCAGGUCUCGUGUCCUUCAGCUUCUGAUUGGAAAGGGUCUUGUGACUAGGAGAAGUAUAGGAAGGGCAUUGAUAAUCUCUGAAGAUCGGUUCAUGAAAGUGUUCAUGUCCAGUUAUGAAAAGAAGAUCCCAGAGCUGUUGGAGGUUUACCAAAGUAAUAAAGUGGGAUUGCUACAGUAAGCAGUUUUAGUUUGAGGAAGGCUUGCAGCUACAAUUUAAGUUGUGGAUCCUCUUUUCCCACGUUCUUCUCAACAUUUUUGUAAGUUUACUCGAUUACCAAAUUUUGUUUAUUCCUCUUAUUCAGAUUCUUUUACAUUAUUUUUGGCUUUUAUUCACAACCUUUCUAAACCUUUAUUAUAUAGAGAAGUUGUUCUUGAUCCUCUUUUGCAGCAAACUAUGAUUGAAGAACUUUCUACUUUAUAUAAGACCGAUUCUUGGAAUUUAAUACCUUUACCACCUAGUAAGAGUGUCAUUGGCUCUCGUUGAAUCUGUAAAAUCAAAACUAAGUUUGAUGGUUCGAUUAGGUGAUACAAGACUCAAUUGGUUGCUAAGGGGUUUUCUCAACAGUAUGGUAUGGAUUAUGAGAAGACUUUUGCUCUAAUUACAAAGAUGACAACUGUUCAUACUCUUAUUGUAGUUGCUUCUAUUCGUCAGUGGCAUAUAUCUCAAAUGGAUGUUAAAAAUGUCUUCUUAAAUGGUGAUCUUCAAGAAGAAGUCUACAUAGUUCUCCCUCUUGGUGUUUCUCAUAAUCUUGGAGAAGUUUGCAAGCUCAAGAAAGCUUUAUAUAGUCUCAAACAAACACCUCGUGCUUGGUUUGCGAAGUUCUUUGAUGUGCUUACUUCUCUUGGUUUUCACCCUAGUCAUCACGAUCCUAUACUUUUUCUAAAGUGCACCUUUACUAGUCAUAUUCUACUUUGUCUAUAUGUUGAUGAUAUGAAUAUUACAAGUGAUAAUGUUGAUGGGAUUGUAGUGUUGAAAUCCGAUUUAGCCUUUUGUUUUGAAAUGAAGGAUUUAGGUGCUUUACGUUA
This is a messenger RNA of Vitis vinifera (wine grape), 2028 nucleotides long. RefSeq names its product transcription termination factor MTERF6, chloroplastic/mitochondrial. Gene Ontology annotation, biological process: chloroplast organization; regulation of DNA-templated transcription. The transcript is spliced from 2 exons. The record is from RefSeq and is a predicted model, not a curated record. Bases 83 to 1180 code for a protein of 365 amino acids. Lineage: Eukaryota; Viridiplantae; Streptophyta; Magnoliopsida; Vitales; Vitaceae. Gene Ontology annotation, molecular function: double-stranded DNA binding. Gene Ontology annotation, cellular component: chloroplast.